Rotaria sp. Silwood1 is the source of this 1358-nucleotide messenger RNA. Lineage: Eukaryota; Metazoa; Rotifera; Eurotatoria; Philodinida; Philodinidae. The record is from the annotation of a GenBank genome assembly.
UUCAUCUGAGGAAUUAGAUGAUGGACAAGGAAAAAUGCGUGAUGAUAUUUUAGAAAAAUUACGUGAUCAUGUACGUGAUGAAGCAGCAUUUGUUCGUCAACGUUGUUUACAAUUAUGGAUAUCACUUGUAAUACAAAAAAGAGUUCCUGUUAAACAAUAUCUUCGUGUAUUUGAACUCGGACUUGAUCGAUUAAGAGAUAAAGCUUGUAGAGUUCGAAAACAUGCAGUAACACUUGUUAUGCAUAUGGUUCUUAAUAAUCCUUAUUUAGUUAUUGAUUCAACUCGAGCUCAAAUUGAAAAAGGACAAAAUGAUGCUAAAACAAAAUUAGUUGAACUUCGUCAGGAACUUGAAAAAUUAAAUAAAAAUAUAAAAGAAGAUAAAAAAAUGGAAGAAAAAAAGUCUCAAUCGGAUGAUGAAGAUAGUGGAGGUGAAGAUAACACUAUUGAUGAAGAUAAUGAAGUUGAUGUUGAUAAUAAUCAAAAAAAAGAAACAGAGGAGAACAAACAAUCAAUUGAAGAACAAAUAAUGCAUGUCGAAAACGUUGUUACUUUUUAUAAAGAUGGUUUUCGAUUCAUAGAUUUAAUGGAACAAGCAAAUCAAGAUGUUGUAAAUUUAUUUAAAUCUCCAACAUUAGCUGAUUGUAUACAAGCUAUUGAUUUUUUUGUUAAUCUUCGUCAUUAUCGUCCUACUUUGCCAAAUAUGGAACAAAAUUUACGUUUAAUGUUUCGCCUUAUUUGGUCUGUUAAUGAAUCAAAAUGUAAAGCACUUAGACAAGCUUUUGUUAAAUUUUGUUUUGAUGUAUCACCAACUAUUCCUCCAAUACAUAUUCCUUUGUAUCAAGCUCAUGCUAUAAUUCGUGCUCUUAAAGAUGCAACAUAUGAGGAAGAAUUAUAUUUUAAAGAAAUUCUUAAACAAUUAAUAGAAGAAAAAAAAAUUGCAACUGAAACUAUAACUGAAGCUUUAUGGAAAUUUUAUCAAUUGCCAUAUGAUGAUAAUACUGAUGUUAUUGCUGGCAAAAUUCUUACAUUUAUCGUUGGAAAUGAAGUUAAUACAAAAUUAAAUGAUAUAACUGAUAUUAUUCAAACUAAAGAAAAAAAUCAUCGUUUUGUACAUAUAUCUUGUUUACUUUUACAAUUAGCGGCUACACCAAAAAAGAUUGAAAAUGAUAUUCGACCAAAACAAUUUCGUUUACCAAAAACUCAUUGUCUAUUUGAAAUUCUUAGCAAAAUUAUUGUGUCAACAUUUGAUGAUGUUUUCAAUCAAGAAUGGAAACCAAUGCUGGAAUCAACAUUUGAUGUUAUAGUUAAAUUAGCUGAUGAUCCAAUAAAACAUAUUGAAAAUAUAAUAAAAAAACUUG